AUGAGGUCUCGCAAUUUCUUCGCUAAGGCCGCUUGCUUCGUUCCCUUUCUCAUAGCCGCCUACUACAUCAGACGUCAAUAUGCCUUCCAACGCAUCAUACCUUCCCUCUACGUAUCUUUUUCUGACUUUCCAGAAACAUACACAGCCUUACUGAACGAGUCUCGCACCGAUGGUGACGGGCUCAUGAAUUUCGAUUACAACGCCACUUUUCUCAACCUACAGAUUCCGCGCAUCAUUCACUUCAUCUACUUCACAGACCUUUACCACCGUCGCGACGGUACCCCCUCACUAUCCGCAACAGAUCGCUCUCACGCUCCCGAUCUGUGCCGCAAGUUCAAUCCUGACUUCGAGAUACGGAUCUGGAACGAGACCGAUGCCCAUGAUCUCAUUGCGACGGAGUAUUCAUGGUUCCUACCCACAUACGAGACAUACAAACACCCGAUACAACGGGUCGAUGCACUCAAAUACUUUGCGCUGUACCACUUCGGUGGCAUUUACAUGGACUUGGAUAUUGCGUGUCGGCGACCGCUUGAGCCGCUGCUACAAUUUCCAGCCUGGUUCCCUGAGGCAAGUCCGUUGGGUGUGAACAACGAUUUGAUGGCGAGUGCACCACAGCACCCAAUACUGCUGGAGAUGACUCGCGCACUGCCUCGAAGGAACCAAAACUUGCUGUUUCCGUACUUGACUAUCUUCUGGAGCACAGGUCCUCAGUUCGCCAGUGACUUACUGCGCGGGUGGUGGUGGAAGCAUGGAGUAAGACAAACUGGCAGUGAUAUGCCGAGCUUCCGUAUCCUACCGCAAAUCUUCUACUCAGAGGAGUUCACCUUCUUCGGACACAGCCCUGGCGGUACAUGGCAUGGUGGCGACGUUGCUGUUGUGCUGUGGUGCGUAGAAAGACCUUGGGUCGUUCUGGGUUUUCUCGCGAGCUGUAUAGUAUUUGCGUUGGGCAUCGCGAAUGGGUUGAAGCGAAGACGAAGGAAAUAUCAAUCUCUUGAUGCUGAUUGCGUGUGCCAUGAGGCUUGA
Molecule: messenger RNA, 1023 nt
Organism: Boeremia exigua
Lineage: Eukaryota; Fungi; Ascomycota; Dothideomycetes; Pleosporales; Didymellaceae
Product: nucleotide-diphospho-sugar transferase
Exons: 2
Coding region: 1-1023 (340 amino acids)
Biological process (GO): mannosyl-inositol phosphorylceramide biosynthetic process
Molecular function (GO): mannosyltransferase activity
Source: RefSeq, a predicted model, not a curated record